CUUACUUCCUGGAUACGCGCUCAGAAAAACAGCCAGGUUGGAUUUGUUAUUAUCAUCUUACAACGAGUUUCCGUGGCUUAUACACUCAUCAAACACGAAACAUCCCGGCGAUAGAUGGUCGUUUAAUAUCACGAAAUCACCGAUGAUAACGUAAAAACAGUACAGAGAGGCGGAGGGCGCAGAAGUCGUAGCGAAAGAGCGCCACGUCAUUGAUCGGCGGAGGAGUCAGAAAAACACACCCGGAAUUUAGUCCGAGUCCCCGCUUUGGACGAGAAAGAUAAGACGGGUAUACUUCUCCGUUAGCCUUUAGUGUGCUGCUGUCACCGGGCUGUUUUGUUUUGUCUGGCCGAGGGUGGACCAGUCAGAUAGCGGUUCAAAAUGACGGCGUCCAACUCGGGUCUCAUCAUGAACGUGGUGAACAGCAUCGUCGGAGUCAGCGUGCUCACCAUGCCCUUCUGCUUCAAACAGUGUGGGAUCGUGCUGGGAACCAUACUGUUGUUCUUCUGUUCCUGGAUGACCCACAAAUCUUGCAUGUUCCUGGUCCACACGGCCAACAACACCAAACGCAGGACCUACGCUGGACUGGCCUUCCAUGCUUACGGGAAACCAGGAAAAACACUGGUGGAGACGAGUAUGAUUGGAUUGAUGUUGGGGACCUGUAUUGCCUUCUAUGUUGUCAUUGCUGAUUUGGGAUCAAAUUUCUUCGCUCAGCUGUUGGGUUUACAGGUGACUGGCAGUUUUCGCGUGCUGCUGCUGAUCGCCGUGUCUCUCUUCAUCGUGCUCCCGUUGAGUCUGCAGAGGAACAUGAUGUCCUCCAUCCAGUCCUUCUCCGCUAUGGCUCUCAUGUUCUACACCCUCUUCAUGUUCACGAUAGUGUUGUCGUCUCUCCGCUACGGCAUUAUCUCGGGCUCCUGGGUGGAGCGGGUUCACCUGUGGCGCUUCAAGGGCGUCAUUCAGUGCCUGCCCAUUAUCGCCACAACCUUCUGCUGUCACCCGCAGGUGCUGCCGACCUACGACAGCCUCGACGAGCCGUCCGUCAAACGCAUGAGCACCAUCUUCACCUCUGCCCUCAACGUAGUCACCAUCUUCUACAUCACUGUGGGGUUCUUUGGCUACGUCAGCUUCACAGAAAACAUUGCAGGCAACGUGCUGAUGAACUUCCCCUCCAACCUGGUGACAGAAAUGAUCCGUGUGGGCUUUAUGAUGUCUGUGGCUGUCGGGUUCCCAAUGAUGAUCUUGCCCUGCCGCCAGGCCAUCAACACCAUGCUUUUUGAGCAGCAGCAGAAGGAUGGGACGUUUGCUGCCGGGGGAUACAUGCCUCCUCUGCGCUUCAAGAUGAUCACCCUCUGCAUUGUGUUUGGCACCAUGCUGGGAGGCAUUCUCAUUCCCAACGUGGAAACCAUUCUGGGUCUGACUGGAGCCACCAUGGGCAGCCUCAUCUGCUUCAUCUGCCCCGCUCUCAUCUACAGGAAAAUCCAGAAGAAUGGCAUCAUCGCUCAGCUGGUGCUUUGGGUGGGUCUGGGCAUCCUGCUGGUCAGCACCUUUACCACUCUCUCAAUUUCGGCAAGUAGCCCUGGCACCAGGGUCCAACCCCCUUCUCCUGCAGCGGCUGACAAGAACAACCUGCUGCUACCAGACCCCCGUGAACUCAACGACAAUCCUCCGAACAAGAAGCCAGCGGAAAUAGAAAAGCCAGACCUCCCAGGUGUGGCGGUGGUACAACCUGUAGAGAGGGACCAGGCCGAGCCCCCCCAGAUCAAAGGACCAGUGGAGCUACCUAAGAGGAAGAAGGAGGAAGAGGUGCAGUUGGACCGUCCUGAUGCUGGUGUCGCGGUGCCAGAGGGAGAGGCCCAUCGCCAUGAACCUCCCAUCCCUCAUGAUGAGGUCAAGGUAGACACAAGAAAGGAGGAAGAGAAACAAAAUGUUGACGGAGGAGAGGAAGAACCCAAAAGAGAUGGAGAGCAUGUUUUAGGGCACGAUGCGAAGGUAGAUGACAGAAAAGACAAUAAGGUUGAAGAGAACCCAAAGCCUGCUGAGGCUGUUGUGGGGAAAGAGGAAGUGGAUUUGGGUGGAGGUGAAGUUCUGUCCAAUGAGGUGCUAGAGAACCAGGCAGCGCAAGCAGGCAAAAAGCAGGGAGUUCCCCCGCUAAAGGAAGUGGACAAGCUCGAUCCUGUGAAAGAUCCUCUGGCAGUGCAAGCGGUCGCGGUGGCCAAUCCGGCUGUGGUGGUGCAAGUCGAAAAAGCGGGCAAAGCUCCAGAUUCUGCAGGGAAACUUCAACUUCCUGAAGGAGAGCAUCGUCCUGCGGCAGAUGAGGCUCCAGCUGCAGACAGCAAAGACACGGGAGACGAAAAGAUGGAGGUGAUAAAAAAGUUGGUUGCAGAGGGCCAGCUCGACCACGCAGUGCUACUACAGGUGAUUAAGGAGCAACAAGAGCAACAGAAGAGACUUCUAGACCAGCAGGAAAAACUACUGGCUGUCAUAGAAGAGCAACACAAGGAAAUCCACCAGAAACAGCCUGCUGGCGCUGCUGAUGGUGAGGCAGAGAAAGGCGUCCAGGAGCACUUGGAGGGGAUGGAAGGUGGAGCACCCAAGCCCAAAGACUCUGGACUGGCCUCAGACCAGAAGCAGCACAAGGAGGCAGCUGGAGCCGGAGUUGGAGCUGGAGAAGGAGCCGGAGCCGAAGCUGGAGCUGGAGCUCCACAGGUUGGAGGGGUUGGGCCUCCCGCUGUGCCCCAGAAACAAGCUCUGGCUGUGGAUAAGGUUGCUGAAGCCGGGGAACCUAAAAUAGCUGUUCCAGCUGCUUACAAGGAGGAUGUCCAUGUUGCACCUGGAGGAGAAUCUCAUAAACAGAAUGAGCUGGGGGCGAGGGGGGUGCCACUGGGAAAGAAGAGACCCAACGACCACCAGCCUGUGCCUCAAAAUGAUCAGGCAGCUCAAGUUAAAGAUGAGGAAAAUGUUAAACAGAUAGAGAAAGCGGUUCAGGCAAUACUAAAAAAAGAGGAGCUAAAGGAAAAGAUGGCCAGAGAGCAGGAGUUGGAGAAUGAGAGGAUAGAGAAAGAAGUGCAGGCAAGGGUGGAGAAAGAACGACUGGAGAGGGAGAGAAAGGAUAAGCUGGCCAGAGAACAGGAGUUGGAGAGAGAGAGAGUAGAAAGAGAGAAACUCGCACAGCAGAAAGCUGAACAAGAGAGAUUCCAGCAGGAGAUGCAGAAAGUAGGCAAUGAAAUACAUGAGAGAGCGAGGAAAGAAAAGGAGGCAGAGGAGGCUCGAGAGAGGCUGGCCCAAAUGGAGCGAGCUAUAGAAGCCCAAAAAGCUGAAAAGGCUGCGCAGGGGGCUGAGAGAGAAGCCGGCGAAGCUUUGAAGAAAGGAGGACGAGACCUCAAAGAGAAAGUUGCUGCUCAGACAGACCCCAGAGAAGGUGUGGAAGACAGGGCUGUCAAAGCCGAUGCUCACCCCCAGGGCUCCCACGAGAAGGUCAGGGACCAGGGGGAUAUGGAUCUAAAGCGGAGGCGCAGGGCAGUGGGACCUAAAGAGGCUGGAGGCCCCCCAGAGGAGACCGGGGGGUCCAGGGGAGUGCCUGGGCUGGAGCCCCUGCUGGAGCUGGGGGGCUCAGACCUGCACGUGGCCCUGGAGGAGCAGCUAAUGGCCGGGGCUAUGGUGCACUCACGGCAGAUUAAACAGGCCUCAGAGGAUGAGCCAGCGAAAUAACACACAUCAGACACAUACACACACACACACACACAGAGUCUCAUUUAAUGGUCAGACAGCAAGUUCACACACAUUGUACACCUGCAGGACCUCCUUAUACUAUGGAUCAUGAUAUUGUUGCCUUACAUUCUCUUGCCUUCAAGGACAAAGAGGAACGUUUUCUCUUUCUUGAUACUGUGUACUCUGGAAAUAACCCAAAGUCUUUAUUAAAGAGCAAAGUGUAUGUAAAUAUUAACUUAUUUUUGUCUUGUGGCAGAAAAUUAUGGAUAUAGUUAUUGUUGAAAUGUAUAUAAAUCUAUGCAAAUAGCAUUAUAUGGAGUGUUUUGACAGGGCAAAAAAUAAUGUUUGUAUGCGAGUCACUUUAAUUCAUUUUUUUACUCACCUGCGGACUCUGCCUUUCUGCACGAUCGAUGUUUGUGCUUUAUUGUGUUGAGUUUUUGUUAAAAGUUCAGGACAGUUUGUGUGUUUCUUUUACUCUGAGAUGUAAAUAUUGUAAAUCUGAUAUGUCUAAUUGUGAUCAAUGUGUAGGAUCUCUUUGAACCUACAAUUACUAGAUAUUGGAUGUGAUUUGGAUUCAGGCCCUUUCAUAAGUGGUUUCUUUAUACUUUCAAAUGAAAGUCACUGAAUUCAACCUCAUGCUGGAGCUGCGAGGUGUACAGCGUAGCCUUACUGCUUGAUAAACUGGACCAUGAAGCAGCUUGAUCCAGACCAUCUGGAUCUACGACUGUAGUUAAUGAUCAUUCCUUCUUCAAUAUCUAUUCCUAGUUGAUUUAUUAGUGCCUUCUAAUCCAUAUGCUGCAGUAAUGAUUGUUUAUCAAAACAAAAUGUGGCAGUUUCUCAAUUUGUGGUCUUUUCUCUUGCACAAGACCCUCCUUACUGUAAACGCUACAGUAAUUUUAAUAUACAUGUACAUUGUGUUCAGGAAAUCUGGAUUAUGUUUGUAGUGAUUUUUAGUAAUCCAACUUUUCUUAGAUUUCCUCCAUCCGUUGGCACUUAAACACAUGUUGGACCUUAGCUUUGUACAAGAGGCUAUUUUUCUGACUAUUUUUCUAUGUGCAUUGUAUUUCUGGACAUUUUGGUGAUAAGAAUAAAUAAAAGAUAUAGUAUAA
This is a messenger RNA of Seriola aureovittata, 4814 nucleotides long. RefSeq names its product solute carrier family 38 member 10 (gene slc38a10). Lineage: Eukaryota; Metazoa; Chordata; Actinopteri; Carangiformes; Carangidae. Gene Ontology annotation, molecular function: amino acid transmembrane transporter activity. The record is from RefSeq and is a predicted model, not a curated record. The coding region runs from base 379 to 3705 and encodes 1108 amino acids. Gene Ontology annotation, biological process: amino acid transmembrane transport. The transcript is spliced from 18 exons.